ACACCAACUGUGACCCCAACCGCAGCAUCCCGUCAAGAAAGCAAGCCGCACAGCAAAUCAAGGAAAUCAUUCGCAGCCACCCGGACCACACCGUAGUCUUAGGUCUCUACGCCCUUGGAAAGGAGUCUCUGUUGGUGGAGCUUGCCAUGGAGUUUCAAACCUGGAUCGAGGUGAGUUUUGACAGGAUGGAGACCCUCAGAGUGCUCGGGCUGCCCGACGUCUUCACCACCGACCCGGGCGCCGGCCGUAUCCGCGUUGUGGAGCAGAGAGAGAUCUCCUUUGCCGCCAUGUGCCGGUGGAACAGCGAAGAACCCACGUUGGCCAUCUAUCCCACCAGCAGGCCCCUCCCCCUCUUCCACCCCAAACUGCACGUGGUGCCCUACUCGGACCACUCGUCUUAUCAAGAGCUGGUGGACUUUGUCUCCGGGCUCAAACCUUCCUCCCUGUUGCCCAUCGUUGGCAACGGCAUCCCGGCAAGCCUCUCCACCUUAUUACCCUACAAAAGGCGUGAAGUCCUGGUGCCCGAGUCGGUGCAACGCUACAUGAGGAGGCUGCCGGAGAACUGGAGCAGAUCAUCGGUAAAACUUCGGCGCCAAUAUGUUCGACCGAAUGUACCUAAAGGAGUGGUGUUUGAAUCUCCCGGGGAGCGUCCGGGUCCGGGUUCUUCCUCCUCCGAGGACGACGCGAUGGACAUGGACAGUGAUUGCAGCCUGGCAGAAUCCCGCGAGGAGUUCACCUUUUACAAAAGCAGUCGAGAACCCUUGGACACGUGGAGGCUAAACCUCGUGCACCCCAUCCCGGAAGAGAUUUUGAUGGCGCAACGGGUGCCGUUCAGUCAACUCAGCCAGAGCAAUUUCACCCCUCUGGAAAUCUUGCAGGACGCGGGCGGCGGCCUCACGCCGCGGCGACGCGCCACCGAGGAGGCGACGGCGAGCGCGUCUCACGGGACCCCCGCUCGUCCGCCGUCGUCGGACGACGACGACUCGAGCGUGUCUGAGGGCGGCUCUGUUGCCCUCGACGGUUUUAACGAUUUCGUCGCCUUGUCCGGUUCAUUUCGGUUUUCGGAGGCUCACCUAGAACAGCUUGAAAACGACAUUUUGAAGCAGGCGGUUUUCCCGCCGGAGGACUUAAAGCCGUGCUGCCCGCUGAAGAGCGUCAUGCGCAUGGUUUCCCUCUGUCCCGUACGCAAGCCCGAUGUGCCAUAAGUGUGUUUUUGCUGUUAAACCGAGCGCGUCAUUUCUUAACCUUUGCUGAGCCAAUUCAUUUGACAUGAUAAAAAUCUCACAUGGCCCGCCACCAAGCAGAAAAUUUACGUGAAGGAAAAACCCACAACGAUCACUUACACAGCUGGACACUGACAAUAUUAAUAAUAAAUAAAAAUGUACGGAAUAUUAAACAUUGAAAAGCAGGCAUUGGUAUAUUUUUACGUCCCACCAACCGAAUGACCUUGAUAAAACUCAUUAAAAUGGCCUGCAGAAAAUAAAUGACGGUAUGCGUAGUGAGAUAUUUACGUGCGCACCCAUUUGAGUAAAUCACUACCAUCAAAUGAUUUGACAAGAUAUAUCCUAUGUUCUCAUUUUUGGAAAGAGACAAUUCAUCCGUCUACUCCAAAUUUUACAGUGAUCCAUCGCUAUUUCGCGAUUCGUUUAUGGCGGCCUCGGUGCAUCGCGUUUUUUUCAAACAUUCAUU
Molecule: messenger RNA, 1689 nt
Organism: Hippocampus comes (tiger tail seahorse)
Lineage: Eukaryota; Metazoa; Chordata; Actinopteri; Syngnathiformes; Syngnathidae
Product: 5' exonuclease Apollo-like
Exons: 2
Coding region: 147-1205 (352 amino acids)
Biological process (GO): double-strand break repair via nonhomologous end joining; interstrand cross-link repair; telomere maintenance
Molecular function (GO): 5'-3' DNA exonuclease activity; damaged DNA binding
Source: RefSeq, a predicted model, not a curated record